Hypanus sabinus (Atlantic stingray) is the source of this 4265-nucleotide messenger RNA. Its product is annotated as receptor-interacting serine/threonine-protein kinase 1-like. Gene Ontology annotation, biological process: positive regulation of canonical NF-kappaB signal transduction; innate immune response; signal transduction. Bases 16 to 1569 code for a protein of 517 amino acids. Gene Ontology annotation, molecular function: JUN kinase kinase kinase activity; ATP binding; protein binding. Lineage: Eukaryota; Metazoa; Chordata; Chondrichthyes; Myliobatiformes; Dasyatidae. The transcript has 11 exons. The record is from RefSeq and is a predicted model, not a curated record.
AAUCACAUAGCGUCGAUGGGGAAGCGACCAAGCAGCGGGUCCGUGUGCUGUGAGCACGCAGGGGAAACCCGAGCGGCUGCAGAGGGAGUGUGUGUCCACACAGACAGCUCCGGAGCUCAAGCUUCCUUAUCUGUCAACGGAGAAGGAAAGGAGACAUGUACAGGGCGAUUAUCUGCAUGUAUUUCCGCCGAGGGGCGGGAUUUUGCAGAGCCCGAUGAGAGCCGGCGGUGCAGCCGGGGGGAGGAAAAAUGGAGAGCGAGUGCGGGCAGAAGCGCCGUCCGGGAGCUGAAGCGGACGGCCCGGAGGGGUCCGGACACUCCUCGUCUUCUCAGUUCACUCGCAUCUGCCCCCAGGAUUUGCAGUUGCUCACGAAGUGAUAACCGCAAGCUGCUGGAUGAAGCAAAGAAGUUGCACAGGGCACAGUUUGAGUACAUCCUCCGACUGUACGGAAUUACAGAAAUUUACUUGGAGAGUAGAAUCAAAUCGUUGGGAUUGGUAACUGAAUUCAUGGAGAAUGGAUCUUUGGAAAACCUUCUUCACCAAUAUAAAGUCCCUUUGCCACUUCGCCUGCGCUUUGUGUACGAGAUUGCUUUGGGAAUGAACUUCCUACAUAACCUUGAGCCAGCCCUCUACCAUCAUGAUCUGAAGCCUGCCAACAUUCUACUGAAUAAGGACUAUCAUAUUAAGGUCUGUGAUUUUGGUCUGGCAAACUGGCGAAAGCUGACAAGUCAGAAUAGCAGCGACUCCAGUAAAAUUCACGGUACCCUUAGUUACAUGCCACCUGAAUGCUUCAAGGACAUCAAUUCUAGGAAAAGCAGGAAGUUCGAUGUGUACAGCUAUGGAAUUGUUAUCUGGGAGAUACUAACAUGCAAGAAACCUUAUAACCAUGCUGUAAAUUCUGAGCAUAUAAAACUGUGUGUGAGCAAAGGAAACAGACCUGACCUGAGGGAGAUCCCUGAGGAUGUUCUGAGAUCUUGUGAGAGACACAUCAGCCUGAUGAAAAAGUGUUGGCUUCCAGUUCCUGAUGAUCGCCCUCCCUUUUCAGAGUGUGUCCACAGUCUCGAGAAAGAACCGCAGAGCGAGGCAGACAUUCGAAUGGCAGUGCAAGCCCUGGCACAGCAGGAAACCACUUGUGUAGAAAGAGCCGGGGUUACGAGCAGUGGAGGUGAUGUGAAUGACAGCGUCAGCCUCUGUGAACCUGUUGAAGAACAGAAUGAAAACUUCAACCUUGUCGAGCCCGUUCCGGAAUCCGUCUGGAAUGAAGGCGUACCUGAAAUAUCACGGGAUGCCAGCCAGGAUAAAGUUGUGAAGUCUCCUUCAUCGGUGGUUACCAUAGAAGAAUGUAUGGAAUUGGCUGAACAAGUCAAUGUCAAGUGGAAAGAACUUGCCAGACGCUUGAGCCUGACCAAUGGGGAGAUUGACACCAUCGACUAUGAUCACCAUGGCUCAACUGAGAAACCCUAUCAGGUGCUCUGCAAGUGGAGACAGAUUCAGGGGCAGAAAGCAAAACGAGCAGAGUUAGAUAAAGUCCUGAGAAAUAUUAGGAUAGAGUAUCUAUGGAAGGAAUGAGCCCUGGUGCAUUAUUUCACUGCCUGGAUUCCCUUAUUAAAUCCCAAACUGUGGAAUACCCUUCCUGUUCAUCGGUUAAAGACUUGAUCUACUUUGUGCAAAUAGACGUGAACAUAGUAGGCGUUGGAAAUAAAACAGUCUCCAUAAUUAGGAAAGGUAGGCCAUCUGCAACAGACAGGAUUUCCUAGUGACCAAUCAUUUUAGUUACACUCUCCAAUCCCAUCCCACGAUGCAGUCACUUGAGUUGGAGGAGCAACUCCUCAUAUUCCAUCUGGGUAGCCUUCAACCUGAUGGCAUGAACAUCAAUUUCUCUAACUUCCAGUAAAUUCUCCCUCCUCUCUUUCCCUUCCCUUUCCAUUCCUCAUUCUAGCUCAUCCCCUCACCUCCUUAUAACCUCUGUCUGGUGUCCUUCCUCCUUCCCUUUCUCCCAUGGUCCACUGUCCUCUCCUAUCUUCUUCAGCCCUUUACCUUUUCCACCUAUAACAUGCCAGCUUCUCACUUCAUCUCCACCCACCCACAUUCCCCCUCACCUGGCUUCACCCACCACCUGCCAACUUGUGCUCCUUAUCCUCCCCCCCACCUUCUUCCCCCUUCCUUUCCAAUCCUGGUGAAGGGUCUUGGCCUGAAAUAUCAACUGUUUAUUCUUCUGCAUAGGUGCUGUCUGAGAGUGUGAAUGGGAGACUAGUCAUCUGAGGAAGGCCGUGUUCAGUUUUGUCCCGAUUUGCUGGCGGUAAACGUUUGUAAGCUGACAUACAAAGCCACGUGUUGGGCUUGGUCACCUGUAUACACUUUACACUUCUCUGGGUCACGAGAUCGGGGAUUCAGGCAGAUGCCAUGAUGGCUGCACUAACUGUUUUUUGGUGAGAAGUCGACUCACCUUUUAAGCAACCUCGGUGAAUUCCCUGGUACCACUCUCGGCAGGAUGUGACCUGACCAAAAUACGGUGAUAACCACGUUGGAUUGGCCAGCGUUCUUCCUUCAGACACCAGCCCCAUGCAUCCACUCCGGCCUUGGUGGCACUUGGCACAUUAGCUGGCGGAGUGGCGCUCCCGCGUUCAGUGGGCAGGCUGUUGUUCAGCAGCUUCCGAGAGGUAUUGAAUCAGACCCAACCAUUGUGCCUAUGUCAGUUCUGCCAUCCCGGGAACUGUGUCACUGACCGACCCUUCGUAUUCCCCCACUCGUUUACUUUACUCCGCUGUUUCGCUGGGUUUAUUCCUGGUGAGGUAUCCUGCGGCCUUUGCCACAUAACGUACAAAAGGGAUCCAAGGCUGCCAGAAACAGAACUCGUACGUGUAGCGUCCUCAGUGUGCAUCCAAUAAACUGCUCCAGAGGAUGAUAUUUCCCAGUGACACCGUUAGGAAUGUCAGUGUGCAUCCAAUAAACUGCUCCAGAGGAUGAUAUUUCCCAGUGACACCGUUAGGAAUGUCAGAGAACUGCGUCUCUGUCAGGAACCCAGCUAUACUAAUCCACCUAGUCCAUAACUAGUAGGCCUUAGAUUUCUUCAUUAAUCACAGGUACUGUGAAAUGCACCAUUUAAAAGGAGCCAGGGUCUUUUCCAUCUGCCACUGGUUGCUGAUUUGGAGGAACAACACUAAGUGGAAUGCUCUUUCAAAAUGUUGGCACAGGUUCAAUGAACCGAGUUACUCAUUCUGUGUAAUUACAGAAAGUUAUUUCGAAUGUACAAUCGAUAGUGACUAAGGGCUCAUGCGCUAGAAUUUCUAUGCCUUUCUAAAGAAGUGUCGUGCCAGACUGCAGAGACUUUGUCACAUUGUGCAAGUGUUUAUAGAGUAUACUGGACCUGGCCAAGCUCAUCAUUAAUGGGUCUACAUGGCAGGCAGUCAAAGGUUCUGCCUGAGCUGAUUGCUUGCCUCUCUUCUAGGGUUACAUCCAAGCCUGUGUGCACCCACAGAAGGAAUACAUUGUGUUCACGAGUUCAAUGAGAGAUUUCUGGGACAGUGGCCACCUCAGAGGCUUGAUAGUGAUAAUUUGAAAUUGUAAAUGGUGCUUCUCGAUACAGCUAUUGUACUGCAAUCAUCUUGUAAUUUCUGAAUAAACCGCCUUUGGAAAAGAAGAUAUAAAUUUGUUGAACAUACUGCCAGUUCUGCAUUUGGUUUCAUCAAAGGGGUUGCAUAAAAACUCAGGAGUGCAAAAGAUUCAGAGCAGUUGAUGUACCUAGAGAGAGUUAGAGUUCUGCACUGCAUCACAUUUCCCGAUCCCUUCCCUCACCAGCUUUCCCUGGGACUCACCUGGAUUAACCAUUUAAGAACUUUAUCUCAUAAUAUUUUGAAAGGAAGCAGUUAAUCUUUUCAAUAGUAUCUGAACCUUUUCACUUAAUAGAGACCUUGCAAGCAUUUAUAGUUCCCUUUAGGGAAUACAAUCUAAUUCCAUUUUUAGAGAAGAGUAGCAGUUAGUGUAUUACAGAGCCAGUGACCUGGAUUCAAUUCUGCCAGGGUCUGUAAGGAGUUCGAACAUUCUCUCCGUGACUGCAUGGCUUUCCUCUGGGUGCUCCAGUUUCCACCCAUAUUCCAAAGGUGUUGGGUUAGUAGAUUUAUUGUUCACAAGGCAAUAAUUGAAUGCUGUGAUCUCACUGGGCCGGAAGAGCUCGUUAUGGUGCUGUGUCUCUAAAUAAAAUGAAAUUUAUAAUAUUGUAAACUUCUGUUCAAAAUAAAAUCUCCUGCAAUUUUUUCAAUCCCUUC